Hyaloperonospora brassicae is the source of this 2673-nucleotide messenger RNA. The record is from the annotation of a GenBank genome assembly. Lineage: Eukaryota; Oomycota; Peronosporomycetes; Peronosporales; Peronosporaceae.
AUGAGCUCAAGAUACGGCCGCAGGACGACGACACGAACGAGCCGCUCGCUCCUGUCGUGCGUGGCGCUCGGCGUCUCGACAGCGGCCGCCGCAGUCGAAGUGAGUGUCUGUCACGACGCGACGUACGCACUCGCAGUCGACGUCGCGUCGCUGUGCGCGGGGGCCGGCGCCGAACCCCAUGGGAGGCACUGCCCGAAAGCGGGCGACGUGGCGGUCAACGACUGUCUCUCGACGCUGCCGUCGUGGACGGACGGGCAGUGCGUCGCCCCGGAGGACGCCGUGUGUCAAGUGGUGCAACAGGACACGUGGGGCUGCGUGCUGCCAUCCGUGGGCUGCAACAAGACGGCGGUUGAGUCGGUGCAGGAGCACUUGUGCGAGUCGUGGGACUUUAGCAGCGACGGGUCGAGCGACGACAUGGAGGUGGGGGGCAGUCACUCGAGCGAGGGAGACGAGAGCUGGUUCGUCAAGACGACAGAGCUGCGGGAGCUGUUUGACUGCGGGAAUCGACCGACGCCAGCACCUACGACGAGGGCACGCAAGCCGAAAGGCGACAGGACGAGAGCUGACUCGAAGACUCAGACGACAACGUCUGGACCGGAAGAUGGCUCCGACGCGGAAGAAGAGACUGAGACUGAGGCAGAGGCAAAGGUCGUGAUGGACCGAAACGGGUUGGCGGUUGUGAUGGAUACAAAAGUGCCGGGGGCGUCCAACAAGACGGAGGCAAACGCGCGGAAUCAUACGACAACCUCUGGAUCGGAAGAUGGACCCGAAGCGAAAGAAGAGACUGUGGCAGAGGUCGCGAUGGAUCGAGAGCAAGUGAAGACUGAGACAGAUACAAAAGUGCCGACAACGACUGACAAGACGGAGGCAAACGCGCAGAAUCAGACGACAACCUCUGGAUCGGAAGAUGGGCCCAAAGCGAAAGAAGAGACUGUGGCAGAGGUCGUGAUGGAUCGAGAGCAAGUGAAGACUGAGACAGAUACAAAAGUGCCGACAACGACUGAAAAGACGGAGGCAAACGCGCAGAAUCAGACGACAACCUCUGGAUCGGAAGAUGGGCCCGAAGCGAAAGAAGAGACUGUGGCAGAGGUCGUGAUGGAUCGAGAGCAAGUGAAGACUGAGACAGAUACAAAAGUGCCGACAACGACUGAAAAGACGGAGGCAAACGCGCAGAAUCAGACGACAACCUCUGGAUCGGAAGAUGGGCCCGAAGCGAAAGAAGAGACUGUGGCAGAGGUCGUGAUGGAUCGAGAGCAAGUGAAGACUGAGACAGAUACAAAAGUGCCGACAACGACUGACAAGACGGAGGCAAACGCGCAGAAUCAGACGACAACCUCUGGAUCGGAAGAUGGGCCCGAAGCGAAAGAAGAGACUGUGGCAGAGGUCGUGAUGGAUCGAGAGCAAGUGAAGACUGAGACAGAUACAAAAGUGCCGACAACGACUGAAAAGACGGAGGCAAACGCGCAGAAUCAGACGACAACCUCUGGAUCGGAAGAUGGGCCCAAAGCGAAAGAAGAGACUGUGGCAGAGGUCGUGAUGGAUCGAGAGCAAGUGAAGACUGAGACAGAUACAAAAGUGCCGACAACGACUGAAAAGACGGAGGCAAACGCGCAGAAUCAGACGACAACGUCUGGAUUGGAGGACGGCUCCGAAGCGAAAGAAGAGACUGAGGCGGAGGUGGUGACGAAUCUUCAUGUGGUGACAUCAAUAAACAAGACAGAGACAAAUUCGUGGAAUCAUACGACGACGUCUGGAUCGCAGGACGGGCCCGAAGCGGAAGAAGAGAUAGAAGCGGAGGUGCCAAAGCAAGAGGGGACGGAUCGAGAGCAAUUGAAGACCGAGACAGAUGUAAAAGUGCCGGGGGCGAUGAACUCGAUAUCACAAGCGGUGAAUAAAACCACGGUGACGCAUAUUUUGGCGUCGGUGGUGAACACGACGGCAGCGUCUAUUCCGAUACCAGUGGAUCUGGAAACGAAAGGUUCGCCAAGUGACGAUGACGUCCGACAAGAAGAACACGAUGAAUUGGAGGAAGCUGGGGAAGAAGGGAGCGCGGCCGGACACUUGACAACAGUAACGUUUGCGGCUGAUGCCCCUGUGAGCUUUGGGGGACUGAGCGAUGAGGCACUGGCAGCGAUUGCAGCGGCGGUGGCCUUCGCUGCUGUUGUUGCGACUAUUGUCGCGGUGGUUUACGCAAGGAAGAGACGCCGGCUGGAAGAUGUAGAAGGAGAAGAGGAAGGAGAGGUGGACGUGGAAGACGUUGCGGACGAGACUGUAGGAGUUGACGACGGCGGCGAAAAUGACGGGACCGAAGGCGGAGACGGGAGGAACGAGAAUUGCGAGGGUGAAGGCAAGGACGAUGGCAAUGAGAAGACCGAGAGUGAAGUAAAAAACGAUGACAGUGAGACGCGUGCAUUCUCUCCGCUUGUCCCGCCGACGCCUGCGGUGAUGACGGGUAGAUCUGCAACGACGCCUCCAUUUGCUGGUGCAAAUGCGGACGCAGCAAUGACGCCGGCAGCAGCAACAUGUGCGGCGGUAGACACAACUGAGAACGUGUCUACAUCGCCGUCCGACAGCUCAUUCGAGGACAACCGUUGCGCGAGCGAGGACGACGACGACGAAGGUGCAUUGGGAAGCUCGUCUGAUACGAUGGAGGUUGUUGUCACGGACGCUUGA